Messenger RNA from Pseudophryne corroboree (corroboree frog), 18426 nucleotides. Its product is annotated as SCO-spondin-like. The record is from RefSeq and is a predicted model, not a curated record. The transcript is spliced from 109 exons. Lineage: Eukaryota; Metazoa; Chordata; Amphibia; Anura; Myobatrachidae. Gene Ontology annotation, cellular component: extracellular matrix. Gene Ontology annotation, molecular function: protein binding. Bases 1 to 18426 code for a protein of 6141 amino acids.
AUGGACCCCAUGCUGGUCUCUAUAAGUGUGCCGCACUACAUGUACAAACUGCCUGUUAAUGACUUCACCCAGGCCAGGGGCAGUGUCUCCCCCAACGCCGCUGCAUUUGGAAAUUCCUGGAGGCUCCGGGAUAUCGGCGCUGAGCUGACCUGCGAGGAUGUCCCCGAGUUGGGUCACAGCUGUGAGCAGCCAGGACAAGAAGCCAUCAGGACGGAGGCCGAAGCCAUCUGCAGAAAGCUCCUGAGCUCCACGUUCAGUCACUGUCACCACAAGGUGGACCCCAGCGGCUACUAUGACGCAUGUAUGUACACCUACUGCCAGGACGCAGGCCCAACGCCCAACAGACUGUCUUCCGUGUGCCAAACGUUCACCAGCUACGCCCGGGAAUGUGCCCAGCACAAGAUCAGCAUCACGUGGCGCAGGUCCGGCUUCUGCGAAAAGGAAUGCCUGCUGGGCAAGCAAUACUCGGACUGUGUGUCCGCCUGUCCGGCCAGCUGCGCCGCCGUGGGGAGCUAUGAGGACGGGCAGUGCCGGGAUGAGUGCGUCAGCGGCUGUGAGUGCCCAGCGGGUCUGUACCUGGAGGACGGCCUCUGUGUGUCGGAGGAGAACUGUCCCUGUUAUUACCGACGGCGAAGAUUCUCUCCGGGAGAGACCAUCCAGCAGAGAUGCAACCACUGCGUGUGCCAGGGCGGGCGAUGGCGGUGCUCACAGGAGAAGUGUGCUGCGGAAUGCUCCACUGUGGGUGACGCUCACUACGUGACGUUUGAUCGCAAGAGAUAUUCCUUUCAUGGACUCUGUGAUUAUAUCUUGGUUAAGGAUUAUGUGGACUGGAAACUCCUCAUCACUGGGCAGAACGAGGCGUGUGGCAGCAAGCGUCCGGCAAACUGCCUCCGGACAGUCACUGUCACUGCCCACAGGACGACGGUCACACUCAGAGCUACAGGGAACCCCGUAGUGAGUGGACAUGAGGUGACGCUGCCCUUCCUCAGCCCCGACCUGUCUGUGAGACGCGUGUCCUCAUCCUUCCUCCUUCUUCAGACCUUCGGAGCCCACGUCCUGUGGAACAUGGAGUUCCCCGCAGUGUAUAUCACUCUGCAGCCGGCGUUCGCCAAUAAGGUACGGGGUCUGUGUGGGACGUAUAACUGGAACCAGAACGAUGAUUUCACUACGCCCGAGGGCGACAUUGAGACCAGCUCCGUUGCGUUCUCCAAUGCGUUCAAGGUGUCUGGAGAUUGUCCGGAGGGGGGGCCCUUCACCUUUGACCCCUGUGAUAUGUACACGCAGCGGAGAGAGUUCGCGGAGGAUGUCUGCGCUGUGCUCGCCAGUUCUGUGUUUCAGGUGUGCCACGACGCGGUGGAGUGGGAGCCAUUUCACCAGAUCUGCCUUUACGACCUCUGCAGCUGCCCGUCAGGGCAGGACUGUCGCUGUAGUGCUAUGGCAGCCUAUGCCAGGCAGUGUGCCCAAGAGGGAGCGGUGGUGUCCUGGAGGAAUGCGUCUCUGUGCGCUGUCCAGUGCACAGGAGGACAGGUGUACGCUGAGUGCUCUGCUCCCUGCAAGAACACAUGUGCCGAUCUACGCCUGGCAGAAGCCGGAUCCUGCCGGGAGCUGGUGGGCUGUGUGGCUGGGUGCAACUGUCCAGAGGGUCUGGUGCUGGAUGACGGCGGGCAGUGUGUCCGUCCUGCAAUGUGCCCAUGCUACCAUGAAGGACAGACUUAUCAGCCGGGGGGCACACUACAGCAGACAUGCAAGAACUGUGUCUGCGUGAAUGCCGUAUGGAACUGUACGGAGAACAACUGCCCGGAAGCGGCGUUUUGUCCCGGUGAUCUGGUGUAUAAGUUUGGUACCUGUCUGCUGACCUGCGACACCCUGGCGCUAAACCAGACCUGCUCUGACAGGAGAGACGGCUGUGUGUGCGCGGAGGGCACCGUCCUGCUGGCAAGCAGAUGUGUCCCCCCAGAGGACUGUCCGUGUCAUCACCAUGGAAGACUGUACCACCCAAACCAGACCAUCGCCAAAGACUGCAACACCUGUGUGUGUAAGGAGAGGAGCUGGCACUGCACCGAUUAUCAGUGCGCAGGGGUCUGCACAGCCACCGGGGACCCUCACUACAUCACCUUUGAUGGGCGCUCCUUCACCUUCCUGGGAGACUGUCAGUAUGUUCUGUCCAGGGAGAACACCGGGCUGUUCACCGUCACCGCCGAGAAUGUACCGUGUGGCAGUAGCGGGAUCACCUGCACCAAGUCUGUGGUGGUGAUGAUCGGAAACACCAUCAUUCAUCUGCUGAGAGGGAAAGAGGUGACGGUGAAUGGCGUGGCUGUGCGACUCCCCAAAGUGUACAGUGGGAAUGGGAUCAUUCUGGAACAGGCCGGACUGUUCACCAUCCUCAUCACACACCUGGGACUCAGCGUCCUGUGGGACGGAGGAACCCGCGUCUAUGUGAAGCUGGAGCCGUCAUUCCGGGGCCGCGUCAGUGGUCUGUGCGGGAACUUUGAUGGGGACACAGAGAAUGACUUCGCAAGCCGUCAGGGGAUUAUCGAGCCCACCGCUGACCUGUUUGGAAACAGCUGGAGAAUGAGCCUCCUGUGCCCGGAGGUCCAUGGCGAUGACUUCCAGCACCCGUGCACGGAGAACAGCCACCGAGUCAUCUGGGCGAGGACGACCUGUGGGAUUCUCAUGCAGCCGCUAUUUGCUCCGUGCCACCAGGAGGUGCCCUGCCAGCAGUACUACGACUGGUGUGUGUAUGACGCCUGCGGGUGUGACUCUGGCGGAGACUGCGAAUGUCUGUGCACCGCCAUCGCCACGUACGUGGAGGAGUGUAACCAGCGCGGAGUGUAUAUCCGCUGGAGGUCCCAGGACUUGUGCCCCAUGCAGUGCGACAACGGGCUGGUGUAUGAGGCGUGUGGACCCCCCUGCCCUCACACCUGCAAGACCAUGGGGCUGGGUCCAUAUCAGCACUGCGCCUCUCUGUCCUGCGUGGAAGGAUGUUUCUGUCCAGAGGAGAAGGUCCUGCAUGAUGGGAGCUGUAUUGAGCCGUCAGCGUGCCCGUGUUACUGGGAGAAUCUGCCGUUCCCAACUGGUGCCGUGGUGAAGCAAGGCUGCCGCAACUGCACCUGUGGAUCCGGCCGAUGGCGGUGCCCCGAUGAACCUUGCUCUCUCCCCUCCCGCUGCGGAGCGGAUGAAUUUCCCUGCCACCUGACUGAGCGCUGUGUUCCCAACGCUUGGGUCUGUGACAAUGAGGACGACUGCGGAGACGGCUCGGAUGAGAUCUGCUCGCUGACCUGUGCGCCGCAAGAGCACCGCUGUGCCAAUGGGCAGUGCAUCGCCCUAUCUCACCGCUGCGAUGGCAGAACCGACUGUGUGGAUCACUCGGAUGAAUGGGGCUGCCCAGCUCCGCCCUGCAGUAGUGCGGAGUUCCGCUGCUCCAACGGGCGCUGCAUCCCACUUUCCCACGUCUGCGAUGGGGACCUGGACUGUGGAUUUGCCGAUGACUCUGAUGAAUUGGGCUGCUCAGCCGGGUGCGGUUCCGCUCACUUCCGCUGCUCCCUAGGAAGAUGCGUGCCCUAUAUUCACCGCUGCGAUGGGCACGACGACUGCGGGGAUUUCAGUGACGAGAGGGGCUGCAACUGCCGGCCCGGGGAGUUUCAGUGUCCGGAUGGGCUGUGUGUGCGCAAGGAGAAAGUGUGUGACGGAGAAAGCGACUGCAGCACCGGGACAGAUGAGACGUUCUGCUCAGGGGUGGGAACGUGUCCUCCGGGGCUCUGGGUCUGUGGGGACGGAUCAUGUAUCAGAAGAGAGAAGCUGUGUGACGGACUAUCCGACUGCGCGGAUGGAUCAGACGAGGAACCGGCUCAGUGUGCACCCCCUGAUAACUCCAAGACUGUUCCACCGGAGCGCAGCCAGACUACAGCAGGCGCUACAGGCUGCGGCCGCUACGAGUUCCAGUGCGGGAGUGGCGAAUGCAGACCCCGGGGGUGGCGGUGUGAUAACGAGGUGGAUUGUAUGGACGCCAGCGAUGAACGCGACUGUAACAGGACCUGUCACCUCCACCAGUACCAGUGCACAAUGAGUGGGGAGUGCAUUGGCUACAGCCAGCUGUGCGACGGGAUCCCCCACUGCCGCGACCAAUCAGAUGAGAGCAUGGACAACUGCGGUUCUACACAAAUCCCCCCCUGCCCGGGGCACUUCAUCUGCGCCAACAGGAUGUGUGUGAACAUCUCUCUGGUAUGCGAUGGCGCUCCAGACUGUCCACAGGGAGAGGACGAGCGGACAUGUGAGAGAAGCUCCGGGACCAUCGCCCCCUCCAUGCAAAGGAACCAGACGGCUCCGGCCUGCCCCGAGUACUCCUGCCCAGAUGGACAUUGCCUGAUGUUUAAGCAGGUAUGUAACGGGAUUCCUGAUUGCGCGGAUGGCACCUCUGGCUGGGUGGCCUCGGAUGAGAGGGAAUGUGGUUUCUGGAGCCCGUGGGGCGGAUGGAGUGACUGCAGCCAAUCCUGUGGGACCGGCGCACAAACCAGACGACGCGUGUGUACCAAUCCUAGCAGUGAUAUCCUCAGGCGGUGCCGGGGAGAGGAAAGUGAGGCCCAGCAAUGCUUCUCCGUGUCCUGCCCAGUCGAUGGCUUUUGGACACCGUGGACAACUUGGUCAAACUGCACCCAAGACUGCGCUGGCGUGGUAAUUCACCGGAGGGAGUGUACCCCGCCACAGAACGGGGGGCGUCACUGCACGGACCUGCCAGGUUCUUCCUCUUCAUAUGUAGAGAUUGACGUGUGUCAGCAAGAUGGCUGCCCCAUCGCCUCACCUUGUCCUGCGGAGCUGGAGUACAGCAACUGUGCCCCGUGCCCCCUGACCUGCUCCGAUCUGACUAAUAAGAGGAUGUGCCAGGAUGACCAGCCCUGUGCCUCGGGGUGUUGGUGUCCGGACGGGCUCCUGUUGGACAGCAGGAAUCACUGUGUGGCCCCCGAGGACUGUCCCUGUGAGGUGGACGGGGUCACAUACUGGCCCGGGCAGAUGGUGAAAGCAAACUGCCAAAUCUGCACCUGUCAGCAGGGUCAAAUGAAGCAAUGCCGGCCGAACCCCGAAUGUACAGUGCACUGCGGCUGGUCUUCCUGGUCCCCCUGGGGGGAGUGUUUGGGUCCGUGCGGAGUGCAGAGUAUACAGUGGUCUUUUCGCAGUCCCAAUAACCCCAGCAAACAUGGUAACGGAAAGCAGUGCCGGGGAAUCUACCGCAAGGCUCGCAGGUGUCAGACGGAGCCGUGCGAGGCCUGCGCCCAUCAGGGGAGGACGCACAGCAUCGGCGAGCGCUGGAGAUCCGGAGAGUGCCACGUUUGCCAGUGUUUGCCCAAUCUCACCGUACAGUGCUCCCACUUCUGCCAGUUCACCAAUCCGGGGUGCCCCGAGGGGCAGUUCCUGGUGCCAGGAUCCGGGGACACAUGCUGCUACUGCUCGGAGACAGCCUCCACCCCUCGCCCUACAGGCCUCCCGGCCAGGACUCCCGGCUCGCCCGUGCCAGCGCUCAUCACCUAUCCGCUGCCUUCAGCAGUAGAUGAAUGUUACCGGCCUCUGCGGACGGCACAGCUACCGCCCAGCAGCUUCACCGCCUCCUCGGAACUUGCCGAGCACCCGGCACACACUGCGCAGCUCAACCGGGUGUCUCCCAAGAGCGCCCUCCAGGGAUGGAGCCCGGAGGCCGGUGAUCACCCCGAUCUUCCCUCCGGGGCACCGUAUCUCCAGAUAGACCUGCAGAAGCCCUGGAACCUCACAGGGAUUGUGGUGCAGGGCGCUGGGUCCUCGGAUUUCUAUGUCACCAGCUUCGUUGUACAGCUCAGCGAGGACCUGGAGACCUGGCACAAUUACACAGAGGCGUCUGAUGACCCUGAGGCUAAGACCAAGGUUUUCCGGGGAAAUGCUGACGGUUCCACGCCGGUGGCCAGGAGUUUUGACAGAUUGGUCAGCGCUCAGUUUGUCCGCAUCCUGCCGCUGGAUUAUCACCGGAGAAUAUUCCUGCGCGCGGAGCUCCUGGGCUGCGGAGAAGUGUCUGCCAGACCCACUCCACCCACUCAGGGAGACCUGUGUCACACCGGGCAGUUCCAGUGUAGAAACGGUCACUGCGUCCUCGCCGGUCCUCAUGGAGUCGUAUGCAAUGGAAUCAAUGACUGUGGAGACCAAUCCGAUGAGAUUUUCUGUGGCACGGCUGUGGCCCCUCUCUCCCCUGUGCCAUGGGGCUGUCGUCAGUCUCAGUAUCACUGUAGAUCCUCCGGGAACUGCAUAGAGGCGUCUCAGCGGUGUGAUGGAGUCCGGGACUGCUUGGAUGGAGCGGAUGAAUCUGGCUGCGUCCCCCGGCCUGGUGGCACUUUGCAGCCCAGCAUCAGGGUAGAAGAGCAGAACAGCCUUGGGGUCAGCCCGGCAGGAACAGAUGUACCCAUCCCUCCUACUGGACUUGUGGAAGUGAGUCCAAGACAGGAACCUUCAGGAACUGAUCAGUCUACGAUCCCAGGACCGGAGGGGUCUUUUCCAGCAGGUCCGUGCGACGUGUCCCUCGGGCUGGAAGAUGGCCGGGUACAUUACAAGCAGCUCACUGCGUCCUCUCACAAGGAGAAUAAUCCGCCAGAUGCCGGACGUCUGAACAUCGUGCCAAACAUCCUGAACAUUGUGCCCGGCUGGAGCCCCCUUUACACCGAUAAGCAGCCGUUCUUCCAAGUAGACUUCCUGCAGCUGACCUUCAUCUCCGCUAUCGUCACCCAGGGCGGGCGACAGUCCGGGGGCUACGUCACCAAAUACCGGCUCAUGUACAGCCGUGACGGGAUUCUCUACCACAACUACACCGGGCGAGUAGCUGGUCCCACGGGGGCUCCGCAGCUCUUCGACGCCAACACGAACAGUAACACAGCGGCGAGACGGGAGCUGGGACGCGCUUUGCUGACACGUUUCCUGCGCAUCUAUCCCGUGGAGUAUCACAAGGCGAUCUACCUACGCUGCGAGAUCAUCGGAUGCCCCUAUGAGGAACCCAGGGGACCGCCAGUCACAAGGAGCCCAGGUGCCGUCACGCUUCCCGGAGUGGUACCCCGCUGCCAGCCGGGGGAGUACCAGUGCGGCAGCGGUGAGUGUGUCAACGCAUCCAGAUCUCUGUGUGAUGGGAGAGCCGACUGUGGCGAUUUCUCCGAUGAGAAAGGAUGCGGUGUGCUUGUUCCUCCGGGCUCGGCCACUUCCCAGGCAGGUGUGACCACUGCUCCCCUAGGUCCGUCAUUGUCUCCUGGCACUGUCCGUCUACUCCCCGGACAUGUUGGAGAACCCGGAAUAUAUCACCAAUCCCAACCAACUGGAGAUCCGGGAAUACAGAGCAUAAAGCCUGGGGAGAGAGUCACUCCAGGUCUCGUCACAGCCCAGCCAGGCAUUCAGGAAAAGGACCACGUGAGUGGGAAGCCCGGCUUCAGGAUACCAGAAGGACCAGAGCACAGAGAGGGCCCAGAACAAGCAGCGAUCUCCUCUGGCUCUCCCGCACAUGUAGGGACUCUUCCUCUACCUUCAGUGACUGCAUCCAGCAACAGUCCACUGGCUGCCACCACGUCUCUGAGAGAGGGCUUUUCAGGAGGUCCUGGUCUUCACACCAGCGAAUCCCAGACAGGCAUUCCUGGACUAGCCACUCCAUUUGCUGGUAAGGACCUAUGGACAACAUAUAAAGAUGUCAGCUCACCACACACAGGUUACCCGGCACUGAGUAUAGGAGCAGGAGUGACAGGGAUGGGAACAGGAGCAACAGAAGUUGCUACAGAUGUCUCAUAUCGCACUACAUCACCAAAACAUGAUGGUGAACUGGUAAUAUCUAAUCCAGCCUGGGUAAGGACAGACCACCCUGUUCUAUCCAUGGGGAGCUGGAGUCUUCCAGAACAAACACUACCACAGGGUAGGUCCUCUACCCCCUAUAGUGACAAAGAGCCAAUGACCAAAGAAUCUCCAACUGGGACCCCAGAAUUAGCUUCUAGAGCAAGUCUUGAAGAACGUUUGUCUACAGCAAAGCAUGCGUGGCCAUCCUCCCAUUACCAUGCAGGUCCACAAUCUUCCCCUGACCUAUAUAGACCUCAGAGUACCCCUAGCCCUACACUGAGAACAGCUUCUCGGGGCAGAGGAGACUCUGGCAUGAAGCCGCCUGAGCUUUUUUAUAUACCGGAUGGACAUCAUGCCAGCUUGAAACCUGGUUCUGGUACAGUCCUUAUUUGGAAGGAGCCCAUUGUGGUUCCACCAGAAAUGGUCCCAGAUAAAGAGAGCCACAUUAGACCAGGGGACCGAGAAGAACAUCAAGCUGCUCAUAAAUAUGAAGGAACGAGCAGCGCCCUGCUGAUGGCUCCAGCGACCGAGUUUCCCAGAAGCCUCUGCAGCAUGGGUCAGUUUGCCUGCUCGGCGUACGGCUGCGUUGAUGGAACUGACGUCUGUAAUGGGCAUGAGGACUGCGCCGAUGGAUCGGAUGAGCAGCUGUGCGGUACUUCUGCUGCUGCCAUCGGGGUCUCUUCUCUCCCACCCACCCUGUACAGUCACACACCCAGUCCGUGCUCCUCCAAGCAGUUCACAUGUGGCAGCGGAGAGUGCGUGGCCAUGAACAGGCGCUGCGACCUGCAGAGACACUGUGCCGAUGGCUCCGAUGAGGAGAACUGUGUGGACUGCAUCCUGUCCGCCUGGACGUCGUGGAGCGAGUGCAGCCGCUCCUGUGGACUGGGGGUCAUCUUCAGGCGUCAGGAUGUGAUCAGGGAACGUCUGCCCGGAGGACAGUGUUCUGGUGCCCAGUUUGACAGUAAAAGAUGCUUUGUACAAGCUUGCCCAGUGAAUGGCGUCUGGUCCCACUGGGGAGCGUGGUCUGCGUGUGAUGCCGAGUGCCAAGGAGGGGUCCGUUCUAGAAGAAGGAAGUGUGAAAACCCCCCACCCAAAAACGGGGGUCUGCCAUGCCGCGGGGAAUCGGUUCAGACGGAGUCUUGUAACCUGCAGCCCUGCGGAGACUCUGAAGACUGUGGCCCCGACAUGAUCUAUAUUCCUCCUGGAGAAUGUCCGUCCCGGCAAGUAGACCUGUGCCCUCCGACGUGCCGAGGUCUGAAUGCAGAGAUCCUAUGUGACAGCGGCUGUAUGGAAGGCUGCCACUGCCCCCGGGGUCUGUACCUGCAGGACGGCAGCUGUGUGACUAUCAGCCAGUGCCGCUGUGACAUGGACCGCGGCGCUCGUCUUCCAGGGGAGACUUUCACCAGGGACAACUGUAGUGUUUGCCACUGUCAGGACGGGAAGGUGACAUGUGACAGCUCCUCCUGUGCCGUGGACUGUGGCUGGUCAGCGUGGUCACAGUGGACCCCUUGUGAUGAGCCUUGUGGGACAGGCGUGCAGGAGAGGUUCAGGUCUCCAUCCAACCCACCCAGUGCGAAUGGCGGCACUCCCUGCGAUGGGGAUACCCGCGAAGUGAGAGAGUGCAACACCCCCUGUGCCAACGAGACGGAUUCGUUCUGGAGUGAAUGGACGGCCUGGUCCUCAUGCUCCAAGACCUGUUUCUAUGACAUGGAACAUAUAGCGCUACGGAGAAGGUUCCGUCACUGUAACGUCUCUGCAUCACCCUAUGACCAUACGUGUGUGGGGGAGGCUGUACAGGAGGAGGCCUGUGACACGGCGCUGUGCCCGGUUCUAGGUGGAUGGUCGCCCUGGAGCACCUGGACAGAAUGUACCGCCACCUGCGACUCCGGAAUCCAAACCCGCAACCGGUCCUGUUCUAACCCAGUUCCCUCACAUGGGGGCUCCGAGUGCUGGGGGCCACAGAUACAGACCAGGGAAUGUAACACGCAGCCCUGCAGAGACCUGUGUCCCGGAGAUAUGAUCUACCAGACGGCGGAGGAGUGCCGCAGCGGAGGCGGAGCGUGUCCCCGCCUCUGCCUGGAUCAGGCUGCCCAGGUGGAGUGCGCCUCUGUCUGCUAUGAGGGCUGCUACUGUCCAGAGGGGCUGUUUCUGCAGAACAGCAGCUGUGUACCUCAGGCCCAGUGCCUCUGCUACCACAAGGGGGCGCUGUACCAGCCGGGGGACAACGUGACUUUGGAUGCAUGUAACAACUGCACAUGUGUAGCCGGGGGGAUGGUGUGCAGCACAGAACCCUGUCCAGUGGACUGUGGCUGGAGCAGUUGGACUCUCUGGAGCUCGUGCAGCAGGACAUGCAAUGUGGGAACCAGACGCAGAUACCGGUCAGGGACUGAGCCGCCGGCAGCAUUCGGAGGCGGGGCCUGUGAAGGAUCUAAUGUUGCUAUAGAGUUCUGCAGCUUACAGCCGUGUAAAGGCCCGGCCGGUGAAUGGGGCCCCUGGUUGGAGUGUUCCGUACCCUGCGGUGGAGGAUACAGGAAUCGCAGCCGUGUCAGUAUCGCACUGCGCCGGAUAGAGUUCUCCACCUGUAACCUGAGCCCGUGCCCUGGUGAGGAGGCCGGGGUCUGCGCAGAUGGUAAGGUGUGGAAGGACUGCGGUGAGGGUCCCUCGUCUUGUGCCGACCUGGACGGUGGGAGCCUGAACAGGACAUGUCAGCCCGGCUGCUACUGCCCCAGCGGGGAGGUUCUGCUGAAUAAUCGCUGUGUCCCCACCUCACACUGUCCGUGUACAGAGAAUGGAGACUUGUAUGACGCCGGGGAGACUGUGCCGAGAGACUGCAAUAACUGCUCCUGUCUGUCUGGCCGGAUCACCAACUGCUCCCGUCUGGCCUGCCAAGCUGUAAAUGGGAACUGGUCGCAAUGGACGCCCUGGAGCGACUGUUCAUCCACGUGCGGAGGAGGGUUCCAGAACCGCUACAGAUUCUGCACAGAACCCGCUCCCUCGGGAGGCGGUUCACCCUGUGAGGGUCCAGACCGGGAGGAGGAACCCUGUAAUCUGGAGCACUGUCCUGAAAGUGGGAGCUGGAGUGCGUGGAGUAGCUGGAUGGACUGUACCAAGAGCUGCGGAGAGGGGGUGAGAUCACGCCAGCGAACGUGUAACAAUCCAUCACCCCUCGGAGACGGAGAUUACUGUGAGGGUCCUAGCACUGAGAUGGAGUCAUGCCAGCUUGUGUCAUGCCCAGAGACAAACUGCUCGGCCAUCAGGAACUCCACCUACAGCAGCUGUGGGCCGGCGUGUCCCAGGUCAUGUGAUGAUGUCGCGUUACAUCAGCACUGCCAUGGGCACUGCCAGCCUGGCUGUUACUGCCCGCCAGGGAAGCUGCUGUCUGAGAAUAGCACAGCAUGUGUACUCCUGGAGGACUGUUCCUGUCUGGACAUUCUGACCGGAGAAAGACAUCAUCCUGGAGAGACUGUGCCCAGGGGGGAUGGCUGUAAUAACUGCACCUGUGUGAACGGCACCAUGAUGUGCACUAGUAAUAUCUGCGCGGUGCCUGGAGGCUGGUGUGAUUGGUCAGACUGGACACCAUGCUCCAAAACAUGUGGAACAGAGAUGGUGACAAGGUACCGGAGCUGUGCCUGCCCAAAACCUGGAGGUGGCGGAGUACCAUGCCAUGGGGUGCAGCAGUACUAUGGUGAUAUUGGAGUGCAGCUGGAGCGGAAAGAGUGCCCCUAUUCCUCUUACUGUCCAGUAAAUGGGAACUGGAGUACUUGGGGAACCUGGUCAUAUUGUGAUGAUUGCUCAGGAGACUCUGUGAGGACCAGGCAAUGUAAUAGCCCCCCUGCACGCUUUGGUGGUACCCCAUGUGAGGAAGAGUCACGGCAAAGCCGAGCCUGUCAUGAUAACAGCACCCAGUGUUCAGAGUGUGGCAGUGGCCUGCUGGAUUUUCCAUGUGGUAAAUCCUGUCCCCGCUCCUGUGAAGACCUCCAUGGAGACACCAUCUGCCUGGACAUCCAGGGGUGCCAGCCUUCGUGUGGGUGCCCUGAGGGGCAGCUCAUGCAGGAUGGGGUGUGCGUGGCACCCAGCGAUUGUAGGUGCAAGUAUCAGAACGGUUCACUGGGGGCAUCUGAAUCUGGUGAGAGCUCUGCCUGGUCUGAGCCGGCACCCUGGGAGUAUGUCCUGCCUGGGGAAAUGGUGACUGGUCCCUGUCAGAACUGCACCUGCACCAGUGGUCACCUGCUCUGCACCCCAGACCCCCUUUGUCUUCUGGAUGGUGGUUGGGGGGUCUGGGAAUCCUGGACUCCAUGCUCUCCAAGCUGUGGAGAAGGAACCCAGACUCGAUCCAGGGAAUGUGAUAAUCCUGCACCCAGGAAUGGUGGACGAGGUUGUGUAGGGCCCAGGGAGCAGCAGAGACAUUGCCAGGGCCCGGAUUGUCAAGAGCUGUAUCCCUGGAGCGAGUGGUCUCCGUGGUCACCGUGCAGCAUGAGCUGUGGAGGCGGGGAGCAGAUCAGGGUCCGCGAAUGUCAGCAGCAGGAAUGUGCCGGAAACGCCAUUCAAAGCAAGAUGUGUAACAGCCAGGUGUGUCUGGAUGUGGGCUGCCCGGUAGACCGCCUGUUCCGGGAGUGUGGCAAGGACGACAGUUGCCCGUACAGCUGUGCCCAUCUGACCCAGCAGGUGGAAUGUUUCCCGGAUGACUGCGAGGAGGGAUGCCACUGUCCGCUGGGCACCUACUUCCACAACGGCUCCUGCGUCACGGAUUGUCCAUGUCUGGUUACUGAGGAGACCCUGCAGGACCUGAAGAACCACUCAUCAGACGACAUACGCCACCUUCCCCCGCUGGUCACUGGCCGGGGGUCCGCAGUUGUGCCGGGAGACGAGGUGAUAGCAGGAGAGGAGAUUUGGCACGGCUGCAGCACUUGCGCAUGUCAGAAUGGGCGGAUGAAUUGCACAUUAUCCGCAUGUCCUCAGAAUGGAGGUUUCACCCCAUGGACCCAGUGGAGCUCCUGCUCUGUGACCUGCGGAGGUCUGGGCAACAUGAGCCGGACCCGUGACUGUUCUAAUCCCAAACCGACCAAUGGUGGAAGAGACUGCGAUGGCCCCAGAGUGGACAUUAAGUAUUGUCAGACCCCAGUCUGUGGAGAUGGGAUACCCACUGAGAAAACUCCCACAGUCAGCGCAGAGGAGGAAUUUGGUUCCUGGUCACCGUGGACGCCAUGUUCUAGGAGCUGCACAGACAGGAACUUCCCUGCAGUCAAGACGCGUUCCCGAUUCUGUCCGGGUGGAAGUAAUUGUACCGGAGAGUCCUUCCAGGAGGCCACCUGUAACCUUCCACAAUGUUUAGAUAUGACCGCCAUGUGUAAUGGAGAAGAGUGCCGGGAGCGGAACUGCUCCUGGAACCCUUGGUCUGAGUGGAGCGAGUGUUCUCGAUCGUGUGGUGUUGGACAACAAAGGCGCCUCCGUACUUACAACCCCCCUGGGGACAAUGGCUCGUGGUGUGAGGAUAUACUGACUGGGAACAUGGAGCGGAGGUUCUGUAACUUGCAGGCCUGUAAAGUAAAUGGUGGCUGGUCCAAGUGGAGUCCCUGGUCCUAUUGUGACCGCUCGUGCGGUGGAGGAAGAUCAGUGAGAAGUCGUAGCUGUACCAGUCCUCCACCAAAAAAUGGAGGAAAGGAAUGCUCGGGGGAGAAAUACCAAGUGCGCAUCUGCAACCCCAAACCCUGCGCUGAGGGCUGUCCCACUGGGAUGGAGCAGGUGGCGUGUGCCAAUCGCUGCCCCCGGCAUUGCUCGGACUUUCAGCAGGGAAUUGUGUGCCUGGAUGUAGAGGGUUGUGCCCCCGGGUGUCGGUGCCCAGAAGGGUCACUGGAGCAGGAUGGGGUCUGUGUGCCCGUCGCUCAGUGUGAGUGUACAGACCGCUACGGGCAGAGCUGGACUCCCCACAGCUCCCUCCAGGAAGACUGCAACAACUGCACCUGCUCCGAUGGCCACCUCCUCUGCACCAACGACACCUGCCAGAGCGUGGACUGUAUGUGGAGCCAGUGGUCAACGUGGUCUCAGUGCUCCGUCAGCUGUGGAAGUGGUCACCAGACACGUUUCAGAUCAUCUACAUCCGGGUCAGAGAGGAAAUCGUGUCAGGCACCUGAGAGGCAGGCUCGCCCAUGUUACCUGGAUAUAUGCCCAGAGUUGUGCCCACACAAUGGCUCUGAAAGACACGUUGGAGAUGUCUGGCUGGUGGGAGAGUGCCAGCAGUGCAUUUGCACCCCGGAAGGUAAUUACUGCCAGGACAUUGACUGUAGAGUGGAUGGGAAAUGGACGCCGUGGUCUCCCUGGUCUGACUGUCCAGUCACGUGCGGUAGCGGUGUUCAGAUCCGCACACGGGCCUGUAUCAACCCUCCCCCGCGCAACAAUGGUUCAGACUGCGAGGGCCUGGACACAGAGAGGCGGGACUGUACCAACAAGCACUGUGAGGGUAGCGGGCAGUGUGACUGGACAGACUGGAGCCUGUGUUCCCGCAGCUGUGGUACCGGAAUACGCAGCCGGAGAUGGCGGUGUGACUGCCCUGCGCUGGGGACUCCGGAUCUCCCGUGUGACGGCAGGGAACAAGUGCAGACAGAGGCGUGUUACAUGCAGCCAUGUGCAGGGAUCUGCUCCUGGGGGCCCUGGAGCCAGUGGUCUGACUGCUCCUGUCACUCUAUGCUCCAACUUCGAUAUAGGGAGCCCAAGGGCCCAACCUUUGUGGGGGACAGAUGCGACAAGCUGUCGAGGGACUUCCGGCCCUGUAACCUGUCCCAUUGCUCAGAGUCCAGCUGUUUGCCACCAUUUACAUUCAGUAUCUGUGGAUCUCCAUGCGAUGGCCUCUGCUCUUCCAGACACAGCCCCGAUGUUUGCCAUAAUAUGCCCACAUGCCAGCCUGGCUGUUACUGUCCUCCGGGGCUGUUAGAGCAGAAUGGGAAAUGUGUCCAUGCCUCUGACUGUGAGUGUCUCCACAUCUCCACAUCCGGGACCACUUACCUGGCUGCAGGACACAACGUGCGCUUGGGGUGCAGGGAGUGCGUCUGCCUGCAGGGGGAGCUGAAGUGCAACAGAAGUAACUGCAGAGGUGAGGCCGCUCUCAGCGAGUGGUCUGAGUGGUCCUCCUGUAGCCCCUGCCUACCAGUGCCCCAGAAUACCACCGGAUCCCCGGUAUUCAUCUCCGUACAGCAACGACACCGCUUGUGCCUCAAUGCUCAGACCGGCUUCCCGUGGCGUGGGAAUUCCUCCGCUUGUUCCAGGGAACUGACAGAGGAGCGCCAAUGCCCAGAUCCGGAAAUCUGUAACGAUCUGUGUGUGUGGAGAGAGUGGGGCGAGUGGAGUCCCUGCCGUGAGCCGUGCAGUGGUGGUUUCCGCUCCCGCUGGCGCCACGUCCAUCACCCAGUGGACAGUAAGCUGUGCCCCGGCCCCAGGUUCCAGUCUGAGAGCUGUAACACAGCCACCUGCCCAGGAGAAAGCUGUGAGGAGCGUGGGAAGGCCUUCAAGAUGGAGUGUGCCAACCAGUGCCCGCGGGCCUGUGCCGACCUCUGGAAACAUGUGGAGUGUCUGCAGGGAGAGUGCCGGACGGGGUGUCGCUGCCCCGAAGGCUGGCUCCUGCAGGAUAAGAAGUGUGUGCCAGUCACGGACUGUCGCUGUGGUCUGCCAACCGCCAACGCCACCAUAGAGUACCACCCAGGGGACGCUGUGCGAAUCGGCUGCAACAACUGCACCUGUAUGAAUGGGACCUUCGUAUGUACCGACGUGCAGUGUCCCGUGUACGGGCCCUGGGCGGAUUGGGGCCCCUGCUCUGUGAGCUGCGGCGGGGGCCAUCGCUGGAGGAGUCGUGUCUGCACAGAGAGGGGUCCUGACGGAGCGGCCUGCGGGACUGAGACCCACGAGGUGGAGGAGUGUAAUGACUGGCCAUGUCCAGCGGACUGUGUGCUCAGCGACUGGUCGGAGUGGACGGAGUGUAGCGCCAGCUGUGGCGGCGGGAUGUCCGAGAGGCAGAGAACGGUUCUGGCACCGGCUGACCCGGGUGGAGAGCCCUGUCCUUCUCCGCUGAUCCUCCACCAAACCUGCAACUCCCACAACUGCACUCCAGCUUGUCCCGGAGAUCAGGCGUACAGUGACUGCGCCAAUUCCUGCCCUCACGCCUGUGGCGACCUCCAUCCAGAGACGGUGUGCAUCAGUCAGACCUGUGAGCCCGGCUGCUCGUGUCCCCCGGGGAAGGUCCUGCAGGACGGCGCGUGUGUGACACUGCAGAUGUGUCCAUGUUUCCUUCCACAGUCUGCUGCUCUUUCCUGGGCUGCCAAUCUCACCCUGCAAGAGAGGACAACCGGCUACCCGAUGGGCACAGUCAUAUAUCACCAGUGCAACAACUGCACCUGCCAUAUGGGCGCUUUCACCUGCACUGCAGAUACCUGCGAUGUGGACUGCCAGUGGUCCCAGUGGUCAGACUGGACUCCAUGCUCAGUCACAUGUGGUAGUGGUACCCAGAUCUCACACCGACGGCAGAUUCAACACCGCAUGUAUGACGGGAUGGAUUGCACAGGAUCUCCGGCACGCCAGAGGAUAUGCGAACUCCCAGACUGCAGCUGCCCCAGUGGGGAGAGAUGGAGGCGACACUCCCCGGAUGCUGAGUUCUGUGAGCGGACCUGUCAGGAAGUGUAUGAGGAACCCUGGAGGAAUUGUAGCAGUGGGGCCCGCAGUGGUUGUGUGUGCGAGGCCGGGCUGUAUCGGAGCAGCACGGACACGUGUGUCAGUCCCGCUCAUUGUGAGUGUGAGCACGAGGGAGAGAUCUACCAGCCUGGCGCAGAUUGGCAGGACGGAUGUAACACGUGUCGCUGUGUGAAUGGCAUAGGGGUCUGCGCUGCCAGGUGCCCCCCGAUGUAUUGUGUAGAGGGCGAGGUAAAGGUUCAGGAGCCGGAAGAAUGUUGUCCUGUUUGCCGGAAAGAGAUACGAGAUGACCGCUCACCGGUGUGCAGUCUCCACAGAGAACUCCGGAACAUCACCAAGGGCAGCUGCUAUCUGGAAGAUGUGGAGGUGGCCUUCUGUCAGGGACAAUGCCUGUCCUGGACAAUGUCCUCGCAGAGACAUAAUGAGGAGGGUCUGGCCAUCACCCUGGAUUCAGGAGAUGACCCAGCCCUCAGCAUAUUACAACAACUGUUGGAUGAAAAUCCCGACCUAGUGAGCGAAUCCCCUAAAAAAGUGUUUGAUGUAAAUAGAAGCGUGUUCAGACGCAAGUCUGAAUUCUACCCUCUGACGUAUAAAAGCAAUAUGGUAGAAUGCUUCUAUAAAACCACACUUGGAGACCUAACCAAACUAUGCCAACAAAAGAAACUAACUAACAAAAAAUAUAAACAAAACCUCAAUAAAUGGGAACACAGAGCCCUGAGGAAUCUCACCAGAGAUACCUCUCUGGUUUUCAGAGAGGCCGAUAAGGGGGGCGGUCUGGUAGUGCAGGAUAGGAGGGAUUAUAUUCUUGAGGCGAACAGACAACUGAACAACAAGGAUUUCUAUAAACCAUUAACAAGAGACCCUACACCUGAUUUUCUGAAAGACCUACAACAUAUCUUGGAUGAUGCCUGGGCAGACGGAGUUAUAUCUAAGGAUGAAUUUAAUUUUCUGUUGGUUAAGCACCCCACAAUCCCCAUAUACUAUCACCUUCCCAAAAUACACAAAUCACUCCGCUCACCACCUGGGCGUCCCAUUAUUUCCGGUAUUGGUUCAUUAACUUCUAAUUUGUCCUUUUAUGUUGAUUCCUUUCUCCAACCCCGUGUCUCAACCUUGAGAUCACACAUCAAAGACACUACCCACUUUUUACAGUUAUUACAAAAUUUUGUGUGGAAAGAGACAUAUGCGUUUAUGACAUUGGAUGUACAAAGUUUGUACACCAAUAUCCCACAUGAUUUGGGGUGUGACGCAAUAGCAAAGAGACUACAAAUUGAUGGUGAUCUCACGGUGAUGGGUACGGCCAUGGGGACCAGAUUUGCGCCGAGUUACGCCAACCUUUACAUGGGUUUAUUUGAGGAUACCCAUGUGUGGGGCGGGGACUUUGGCGCGAAUCUGGUCCUCUAUGGCCGUUAUAUUGAUGAUCUGUUUAUUAUUUGGGAUGGGGAUCUCACUUCAGCACAACAGUUUGUAUCUAGUCUUAAUUCCAAUCACUUUAAUUUGAAGUUUACUCACUCUUAUCACCCCCGCACCAUUAAUUUUCUUGAUGUAACUCUGGAAGCCAGGGAAGGCAAAAUUUAUACGUCAAACUACUAUAAAGAGGUCGCCACGAACUCUUAUCUGCACUACCAGAGCGCUCACUACCCUCCAUGGAAAAGAAACAUCCCCAAAGGACAGUUCCUUCGCUUAAGAAGGAACUGUACGGAUAGGAAAAAGUAUUUAGAACAGGCAGAAUCUAUGCUAGAAGCCUUUGUCUCGAGGGGCUACCCUGAGCCCCCCCUGAGGAGGACUAUGGGAGAAGUGGCUGAUAUAGAUAGGGAUAUUCUACUUCGACCAAGAGAAGCGUUUGGGACCAAAACUACAGAUACGGACCAGAUUAAUGGUCCACAAGAAAAUUUAGCCUUUAUAUCGACAUACAAUAAGGAUAAUAUUGAGUGA